Molecule: messenger RNA, 6264 nt
Organism: Helicoverpa zea (corn earworm)
Lineage: Eukaryota; Metazoa; Arthropoda; Insecta; Lepidoptera; Noctuidae
Product: transmembrane protein 64
Exons: 3
Coding region: 187-1011 (274 amino acids)
Source: RefSeq, a predicted model, not a curated record
UUUAUUUUAUAUAGUCUGUGAAAAGUGGUCAAAGUGGUUGAUUGUUCGUUGGAUUUUGGUCUCCGCUGUCCGCAAACGUGAAAUAAACACUCGCCUGAAAAGGGCCAUGGCAAAGGACACGCUCCUCGAAACUGAACUGAAUAAACAUAAAUAGUCCGUGUUUAAUUUUCGUCAAAGAAACUCAACAUGGAAAUUGUCGACGUUGAAGAAUGCCAGCCCGACCCAACAGCGGUCACAAGAAAGAAAAGUUUAUGGGCUAAAAUUAACAAUAGGACAACUUACAGUUAUUUAUUUAACAUCGUAGUAUCAAUACUGUUGCUCACAUGCCUGGUUCUAGUGCUGUAUUUUUUCAAAGAAUAUUUGAAGACGAUUUUGUACUGGGUGGACGCACAAGAUCCGUGGAUAAUAUUUUUGUUGUUUAUGGGUUUAUUUUUGAUCGUGAGUUUUCCAGUGACUAUAGGUUACUUAGUGUUGAUAAUAACUAGUGGAUAUUUGUUCGGGAUCGUGAAGGGGUUGGUGACAGUGCUGGUGAGCGCGAACUUUGGCGUGGCGGUGGCGCACUUUACGCUGAAGGCGCUCCGUAACUACCUACCCCUGGACCGGCUGCUGAAGAACGAGACGGCGCGAGCCCUGCUGAAGGUGAUCUCGGGCCCUCAAGCCUUCAAGAUUGUAUUUUUCGCGCGCCUGACGCCAAUACCUUUUGGAUUGCAGAACACUAUAUUUGCGGUGAGCGACGUCCGUGGCUGCGGCUACCACCUGGCGACCAUGCUGGGGCUGCUUCCCGCUCAAGUCAUCAACGUGUACCUCGGCUCCACGUUGCGGUCCAUGCACGAUGUGCUGCACGAGUCCCAUCUCACUGGAUACGUCGUGUUUGCUUUUCAGAUCCUGAUCGGCAUAACACUGAUGGUAUGGGUGGUGCAGAAAGCGCGCAAAGAGCUAACGAUAGCCAUUAUGGCGGCUGAGCUCGGACGGGAGACGAUAUCGACAUCCAGCAGUUCCUCUAUCAGCUAGCCCACGCCCAGGGCUUCCACCGAUGUGGACAGCGUCUCCGAGGAACCCACGAGCUAGGGCUGGCCCUACGCCUGCUUCCGACACACGUUCGAAGCCCGCGACGAAACUUACGUAUGAAAAGGGUUAGUAGCAACCCUGUGAUAUUAUAUUAUAAUCGCCAUGUUACCUCCAAGAGGACUAGUUUAACUGAUAUAUGGGGAUUAGAUGUUUGAUAUUUAUAAGACUUUCCUUGUAUUGGUUACCUAUAGGUUUAGUACUGAAUCUCGCUCAGGACUGACGGGUGGGAAGUGGUGAGAAUUGGCACGUCUUAGGAGCUGAAGUUUUAGUUUUCGAAUGGACACGCUUCAUUGAACGAAGCAGUAUCUUAGAACGAGUCUAUAAUCCGUUUGUAAUUGAAAAAUCGAACGUAAGAUUAAUCAACGAUUGUACUCAAUGGCCACCGUCGCGUCGCAGACAUUUUAAUUUGAAAUAACGAGGAAAUAUCGUUUUAUUUUACUAAAUUACCUAUUUAAUCCGUUGGUAAAUAAACAAUUAAUACGGAAAACUGAGGUAUAAUAUACAAUUUGAGUGACCCAAAACGUGGAAAAGUUACAGUAAAGAUAAUAAAAAUUACAAACAAUACAGCGAUUAGCGCAGAGUUCAUUUUAAUUUGGGAAUCCCAGCUUUUGUAAUAAACACAAAUAGAACUUAUUUUCGCUGAUCUCAUCGUGAUGCAUAAAGAAAAACAAAACUUAUCUCUUCUGAUAUAAAACGUUUGGAAAGAAUCCAAAAUGUAUUCGUUUAAAAACAAGGUGACUUAAAAUUAGGAUGGAUUUAAUUCAACGACAAAUUAAAGUUGAAUAACCUACACUUUAGAAUCGAGUAAUCGGUCUUGAUUUGGACUCGAUUAUCGUAAUCGGUAAUCGUGUAAAACAAUUAAUACUGCGGCUGUAUAAGUAUACGCAGUUGAGGUUCAUAGAUAAAAAUAACAGUUUGGAUUUAAUUAAAGGCUGAUAUGGAAUAUUGUCAGUAAUGUAAAUUACAAACCAGAUUUUUUCGGCAAAAUCAGAAGCUUAAAUUAUCUAACAACUAUUUUUCCUCCGGAAACAUUUGUCGAGACAUUUGAGUAAAUCUUUAUUGACAUUGGCAACCAUUUCUUUAAAAGUUUUGGUCUUGAGUACAAUCGCUGUCAAAAUUCUUAAAAAUAUUUUGGGUUUGCAACAAUUUCCAAAAAGAACUGUAAAAUAAUAAAAAUGCUCAAACCGCAAAUCACCAAUGACUUUGCAAUAGAUACUGAUAAUAUUUAAUCAAUGAACUAGUUACUCAAUCAUUGCAAUAGCACUCGUAUUUUUAUCAACUGAUAAUAAUUAGUUCUAACACGAAGCGUGAAGGUCGGGACAAGGUCUGUUGUACGACGGAACCAAAUAGCUUAAGUCAGUUGCACAUUUAAUUGUAAACUCUAUGGUGUCUAUAUAGAGUCCACUUUGAAGUAAAACGCUAGCUAACAGAUAAGUGGAGAUACCUCAUUCCGUUAAGUCAGCGGGAUGUACAAACACGCAUGUGGGAUAUCAUUCUGAUAAUGGCAAUAACUGCCUCGGAUGCCCCGAUAAGCCAUUCGAUCGUCGAUCACACUUCACAAUAUGGCGUAAUUAUUACACCGAAAAAUCAUCAAGUACUUAAUAAAUCUCGAAAUUUGACCGGAAUCAGAUAUCUCCUUCAAUGAUUUUCUACUCUACAAUAGUUUAAGGGAAAUCAAAUAAUGUGUGAAUUGUACAUAGUCGGUAGAUUUUCCAGUUGGGUACCAGAUGUAGACGAUUUAUUUUUCAACGAUAUUUUCAGCAAAUAAAAUACUUUUCGGAAUUUAUAUUGGUAGUGUUUAGUAUUAAUGUUGUUGCCAAAUUUUAUCGCAGACAAAUGAGUUUAGCAUUUUUAAUUAUUACUAGCUGGUGCCCGCGACUUCGUCUGCGCAGGUUUAGUAUUUCGAACAAUAUGUUUACAAAUUGUAGCCUAUGUGUUAUUCUGAUGUAUAAGCUAUAUUAUUGUAAAGAUUCAUUAAAAUCCAUUCAGUAGUUUUUGCGUGAAAGAGUAACAAACAUCCAUACAUCCAUACAUACAAACUUUCGCGUUUAUAAUAUUAGUAGGAUUUUUCUAUAAUCUGAUUUAUUACUCUGUUGCUAUUAGUCAAAUCGAGGGAUAAUAUAAAAUGUAGACGUCAAAUGACUGCAGAUUAGAGAUACAAUAUACAUCAGAAUAAGCACACUAAAAUAUAAUUUAUUACAAAGGAAAGAUUCUAAACAUUCGGUUCGUCACGAUAAUUUCAUAUAAUUUUUUCCGACAUUCAUCAUGUGCUAGAAACUUGUCAAUAAAACUGACGCAAGCACCAGUUUGUUUGUUUAAAUGUUCAUAAACGUAAAAGUGUUUGCUUGUUUGCUGGCUGGCAGUAACAAUAUGAGAUCUCUAAAGACCAUAGAUAAUUUCUAAUAGCUAUGUCGCAGUUUACUUAACUAGUGCUGUCAUUAACGUUUGAACUAAUGUGUAAACUUAUAAACGACUAUUAAAAGAUAGUUACAAGAACGUUUUGUUAGACAAGUAAAGGUCUUAAAAGUUAGUGUUCGUGUUCAGUAAACCAAGGUAAUUUUACAGCGAUAAAUAAAAUUAACGAUUACAUUUUCCACUGUUAUUCAAUUUGCAGAAAACACAUUUCGUUUCCAUGGAAAUUUAAUUUUUAAUUUGGUACUAUAGCGCAGCCAUUGCUUUUAUUUAACGAGAAAAUACAUCAACACGCGUACAUAGUACCUAUGUUUAGCGAUCUGUUUCGUGGAUCUAAUUGCGUGACUCGCGUGCUCUACCACUGUAUACUAACAACAUAACAAUUUGCAUUAUUUCACUUUAUAAUAUUCAUUUUAAGUGUACACGAAUUAACUUAACAGCUCUUUCUAUUUUUGAAAUCAAUUUGUGACGUCCAUCAUUCAAUUUUGAUAUACAAACUUUUUACACUGCCAUUUUGUUAGUCACACAAAAAUAAAUUUAAAAAAAAACGCUAAACUCUUUUGUCUGUGACAGUACCAAUGCAUUCUUUUGAUGCCAAUACGAUGUAUUAUAAAAAGUAUUCGGCAUUUAUUCUUAUGAAAUGGAGACUAAUGUACAGUCGCGUACAGCGAUGUUGAGGAAGUUAAGUAUUAGUGUACGUAAUGUUAUGAACAUGUAUGGUACAUCGGUAGUGUGGGUAUUUUCUAUAUAAACCUACUCUAAAUUAACUAUUAAUCCGCCACCGAAAUUUUAACCAGACUAAUGUUUGUUUUCAUGAUUUUUUUAUAUAUCCGAAAAAAAAUCAAUGAAAUAAUUACUAUUUAUGUAUGCUUAUGUUUUUAAUACAAGUUAAUCAAAAUUGUAUGUGCAUUGUGCAAUAUUGUUAUGAGAUUCUGAUCUCUGAGUUUCUCUUUUUUUGAAUGUAUUUUACUGGUUUACCUUCUUUUUCGAUUACAUAGUGUUUUGUGAUAUUAUAUUAUGUGUUCACUCUUAUCAAGUCGAGUCAAAUUGCUUAUGGAUUUUUGUUAGUCAUAAUAAUAUGUAAUUGUGUAUACAAGCAUUUUCCUCUUACAUAGUCUUACCAAAACAGAUUAAACUUGUUAUAUUUUUCAGUCAACAAAACUUAAUAAUAAAGCCGAGUAUGUAAUUUUAAAAAUAAUAUUUAAUAAAAAAAAAACAAUCCAUUAUAAAUUAUUCUUCCUACAUAACCUAAAGACUGAUUUUCGUUUGUAUUUUCUUUCCUAUAGGACCUACAUUUGAGUACUUUUUAGGCAAGGAAUAUUUAUUUUGAAAUUUUAAAUUAUGAAUUGUUUUAAAUCGCGAUUUCUUAUCAUUAUUUAGUAGUUUAAUGCUAUGAUAUAUUUUCCUUUAAAAUUGUAUAUAAUUUCGCUCUUGUAUAACAGAAAAUAUUUUUUAUUUACAAAUUGUAUUUGGGAUUAUUUUUCAAAAAAAUAUAUUUAUCGUGUAAUUGUAUCUAUUUUCAUCAUAAUUCAUUGUAGUUAUAGGAUCAGUAAGUAUUUUUGUAUUUCAAUCGAUGUUUGAAGUCACUUUUCCCAACUCUGUAAGUUACAGAAAAGGUGAUGAUACUUUUUUGACUAAUUAUGUUAUUAACGAAAUAUUAAUAUUCUCUUUAUUUAACACUCUGAAGCCUAACAUCGAACAGUGCCAUUUUAUUUAUUUUAUUAAAAUAAUCAGAACAGCUUCUUAAAAGAAUCACCCACUUGGGUUAUUUUCUGCCUACCGCCUGGUAUUGUUGCAUAAAGGUAACAUACUCAAAAAUAAUAGUUUUGGAACUUGCGUAUAUGCAAAAAUGUACUUGUUUCAGGACUUCGUGUUUUGAAAUAAAUGCACAUUUUUGCAUUAAAACGGUAAAAAUUGGAACUAUGAGAAAUUCUUGUCUAAUUAUUUUCUAAUUUUAUAAUACUAUCUAUAUAUUUAAGUUGCGUGUGUUUCCAAUUUCUUGUAACGAAAAAUUACGCUGCUACCCAAACACGAUGUCUCUUUCAACCUUAUAAAUGUUCAGUUCAUUAAAACACAAUUGAUUACAUUGUAUUCAAUUAAUUUGUUUGUAAAUAAUUAAAAUCAAACAUAGUUUGUUCAUGACCUGUGCCAAAUUAUUUUUAAAUUUUAUUUUUGCUAAUAUUAUUGUGGUAAUUUCUCACAUUGUUGGGUCUUAGCCAGAAUAUUUCAAGGAUUUCGUUUUAUUAAGUUAUUGUGGAUGGAAGACAUGUGAAACGUUGACCGAGCGAGCUGGCCGGUUCAUAUUUCCAUUUAUCCAUUAGUGUUACAUUUCGCUGUUUAAAUACCUUCCUAUUAUAAAUUUCGAAAUGAGGGUAGAUCGAAAAAACGUUCCAACAAUUCACUGAAUGCCUUUUCGUAAAAGGCUAGUUACUCCAUAAUGUUUAUUGCUUUCGAUCUACCAGCAUGGGUCUAUGUCUAAUAACUUCUUCAAAAACAUUUUUAUACUUUAUUAAAACUUUGUAAAGGUGUGAUGCUUAAAAAACUAUACCUAUGCUCAGAAACUUUGAAAUUAUUUCACUAUUUUUGUAAUAAUAAACUUAAUAUAGUGUAAAAUAUAAUGCAUUUAUUGUUAACGAAUUUAUUUUGUGUUAUUUUAAUAAUAAAUCCCACUGUUAUUAUUUUUAAUACUUGUUGUAAAGUACGUAGCGAAUCACUUCGAUAUUGUACAAUAUGAAAUGGUUAAAAAGGAGCCUUAUACUAGAUGUAAUAAAACAUUCUCUAUUA